Molecule: messenger RNA, 621 nt
Organism: Clonostachys solani
Lineage: Eukaryota; Fungi; Ascomycota; Sordariomycetes; Hypocreales; Bionectriaceae
Source: the annotation of a GenBank genome assembly
AUGAAGACUUCUGGGGGAACUGCAAGUGGGACAACAUUCAUCGAUUUAGAGGACGUGAAGGUCCCGGUUGAAAACCUUAUUGGUCCGGAAGGUCAAGGAAUGAAGAUGAUUACUCGGAAUUUCAACCACGAGAGAUUAGCCAUCGUCAUUGGCAUCGUUUCUUCAGCCAGAGCAGCUCUAUCAGCAGCGUUUAGCUACGUAUCAAAGCGUGAGGCUUUUGGCAGCCCCCUCAUGGAGCAACCCGUUGUUCGCAAUCGUCUGGCGAGGGCUGGAGCUGAGCUGGAGUCUCUUUCUGCAUGGGCUGAUCAAUUAGUCUAUCAAAUGGCGAACCUCGAAGGCCAAGAAGCACGCCAGCAGUUGGGAGGUUUUGUGGCUCUCGCAAAAGCAAAGGCGGGACUCGUUCUUGACGAGUGUGCGAGGUGCGCUGUCCUGUUGUUUGGAGGUAACGGAUAUACCCGCACGGGCCAGGGCGAGCUUGUGGAGAAGAUAUAUCGUGAGAUUCCCGGGGCGCGCAUACCUGGUGGCAGUGAAGAUGUCAUGUUUGACCUAGCUGUACGCCAGCUGCUCAAGACUUAUCGUGCUAAGUCGGAGGCUUUGAAAACGGAUAAAGCCAAAAUUUGA